AUGUCCACCCAACUCAUUAAGAUGAAAUUCGGCGUAGGCCGGGGCAAGUCGGUACACACAAACCCAUAAGCCAGUUUGAAAAUAGUCAUUUAAUCCUACUCCCUCAACUGUCACUCGACUACACUCAUCUCUCAGCACGUCCAGCCACUUCUACUGUGGCAUCUACUGCGACUACGCCGAGCCAUGGCGACUACGUCAUCCGCCACGAAAAACCCCUCGUCGCAACGUCUCUGUGCAGCUCUGCUUGACGACUUCUCUAAGCACGUCAGGCAGGAGGCACAAGAUGAAGCCGAGGUGGUAUUUCUUGACGAUCACGCUGGGCUCAUCAAGAGAGCCUUGAUAAACCUGACCUCCACGAGGAACAACACCUACAUCAUAGAAGAACUACCAACCUCCAGAAACCGUUAUCGGGUAAGCAAAAAGAAAAAAAUAUAUAAAAAUAAUAAAGCAACAAGCUUCCAGGUUUAUUCCAACGUCCACCUGCCCAAAGUCACCCGCUUUGCAGCGCAGUACGACCUGAAAAGAAACCCCAUUCUGGCAGCCGGAGCUUUCAACGAGACCGGAUACAAAAUCAUCGUCGGCACGGUAAAAUUUGCUGACGCCAUGCUCAGAGUCGCCGCUGACAAGUUCGACUUGUACCUGGUCCUGAAGGCCGACGAAGCGACACUCCAACGCCUACAGGCGGCUACGAACGCUCUGGUCAGCAAAGAAAAAAAUAAAUAAAUAAAGCAACAAGCUUCCAGGUUUAUUAAAACGUUAACCUGCACAAAGUGACCCGCUUCGCAACGCAAUACGAUCUGAAGAAAAACCCAAUCGCGGGAGCCGGUGCCUUCAACGAGACCGGAUACAAAAUCAUCGUCGGCACGGCAAAAUUUGCUGACGCCAUGAUCAUUCAUGGACGACAGACGGAUGAUCACAAGAGAAACACAUCCCAGAAAGGGAUGAAUUCUCAACAGCCUUCGACAUUGUAG
Caenorhabditis auriculariae is the source of this 971-nucleotide messenger RNA. NCBI's taxonomy places the organism in Eukaryota, Metazoa, Nematoda, Chromadorea, Rhabditida, Rhabditidae. The record is from the annotation of a GenBank genome assembly.